AUGUCUAGUUAAUGUUCUUUUGAAGAAAUAAACUUAUCAAUAGAUAUGAGUAUGGAAAGUGUAAACUUAAAAGUCUUUUAAAAUACAAAUGAUACUGAGAUAGAUUUCAAUUAAUUAGAGUCCGCUAUCUUAAGUUCUAAACAAGAUGGACUUUCAAAAUUGAUCAAAGGAUCUGAUUAAUAUUAUUAUCAGUAUUUCCUCAACAUCUUAAAUACCAAAGGAUAUAAAUUAGAUUCUUAGUAAUAAGAACAUUUUGAUUAAUAUAAAAAGAUGAAUACUGAGAAUUAUUAAAAGAUUCGAUUAAGAUCUCUUUUUAUGGAAUAUGAUGAAUUAAUGAAGAUGGAACAGACAGAAAAAGUGAUAUUGAAGUUAAAAUAGAUAUUAAUAAAAAUUAACAAAAUAUUAUUUGGGAUAAGCUUUGAUGAUUUAUCAUCAUAAAAUUUAAAUAGUGAAUAAUAAUAAUUAAUAAUAUAAAAAUAAUAAGGGCUAAGUGGGAAUGCACAAGUCAAAGUUGGACUUUCAGAGUUUGAUAAUAGUAAAUUUUCAAUAGAGGAAUAUCUAAAAAAUGCUUAUACUGAUAAAGGAAUAUAAAAAAUAAAGAAUAAUCUUCUAUCGAAAUUAGAUCUUAUACAAUUAUCAAAAUCUCCUAUUAAAGUAAUUGACAAUUUCUUCAGUAGAAUUGAUACUUUAAUAAUAGAGUAAUUUUAAUUAUAUUGAUUAGAUUAAAUGACAUACCAGAGUUAUAUAAUGAAUUGAUGAAGCGAGAAGAUUAUAAAAAUAAAUUUGAAGCUAUUCACUUUAAAAAACUUACUCUUACAUAAAUGAAAAAAAUAUCAAAUUUAAAUAAUAGAUUUGUAGAAAAUAAAUAAUUUGUUGGAUAUUUCUUCUUUAAAAAGUAUAGUUUAGGUAAAUAUGAUAAAUAUGAUGAAAAUUUUUAAGAAAAUAAAGAAUUCUUUUUAUCAAAUUUAAACAAAGCAUAUAUAUGGAGUAAAAGAUUACCUGAAACAUUUAAGUCUUUAAGCGAUUAAAUAUUACUUGAAUUACUUUAAUUAGGUAAUAGUGAAGUAUAAUUUUUUAGGAAUUGAAUUUAAUCAUUUUGAUUUUGAUUUAUUUAUAGAAUACUUAAAAAAUCCCAAAGAUUAUUAUUCAAACAGUACUUAGUAACAAAGAGAGAUUCAAAAUAAAAUUAGAAGAGAAUAUUAAUCUUUUUGGCAUGAAUUUCAUGACUUUAAUUUUUAGAGAUGUAUUUAAUUAAUUAUAUUAAAAAUAGGGAUAAAUGCUGAUAAAAUCAUAGAAAAGUAUUUAGAGAAAUAUUUCUAAUCAAAUGAUAAUUAUAGCAUAUUUGAGUUAUAUUUAGAAGAUAAUUAUUUAAAAACAUUGAAAGCUGAAUGUAAACUUUAUAAAGGUGAAGAAGUUUCAAAUUUGACAGAAUUCUUCACUAAUUCUUAAAUUAAAUAGAUGAAUAAUAAUAAGAUCCUUAAUUUGUGUGAUAAUAAUAAAUAAUAUUUUUUUUAAGGAGAUCCAGUGACUUUAUAUUUAGAAUUAAAGAAUAUAGCAAAUCUAACAAUCAAAAUAUUUUAGAUCAAUAUGAAAAACUUUUAUAUGGCUAAGAGUGAAUAAUUAACAUCAAAUAUAUGUCUAGAUGGAUUCAUUCCAAUAGAAGAGAUAAAUUUUACUUACGAUUAUCCUCCAAUUAAGAAAGUUAUUAAAGAGUUUUCAUUUGAAUCAAUUUAAAAAAUUGAAAGAGGAACUUUUAUUAUAGAAUUUAUAGGAAAUGGUUUAUCCUCAAAAGCUAUUAUUGAAAAAGGAAGAUUGUGUUUGCAUUAAACAAUUGUAUCUGCAGGGUAUAAAUAUGAAAUAUUUGAUGAAAAAUAUGAAAAGUUGGUAGAUGAUCAAAUAUGUAUUUGGAUAAAUGAAACUUGUUAUAAAUAAUAAAAUGGAGAAAUUAUUUUACCUUUUCCAGAGUUUGAAACAAAGUAUUCUGCAAUUAUUCAACAUGGAGAUUUUUAUUAGAAAGCAUAACUUAAUUUAUAACCUGAAUCAUUUUAACUCCUUUGUGCUUUUAUACUAAAUGAUGAAUAAAUUUAAUUAGGAUAAGAAGUUACCAUAAUCAUUAUCCCAAAAUUAUUAUUAAAUGAUUAAGAUAUUGGUUUUGGAUUUUUUAAAGAAUAACAAAUAUUAGUGACUUGUGUAAAUGAAAAAGGGAUUCCAUAAACAUUUACUUAUAAAGACCUAAUAUUUGAAAGCAAUAUACCUUUAGAAAUUAAAUUUCCAAUUACUUAACAAUUAAGAAAUAUUGAAAUAGAAGUAUCAGGAAAAAUCAAAAGAUUGCGUUUUAAUUAAGAUUUGAUAUUAAAAAAGAAUCAUAAAGUUAAAUUCAAUCAUGGCUAAUCUUAACAUAUAUUUUUAAAAUAAUUGCUAAAAUUUGAUUAAAAUGAUGGAUAUUCAAUCAUUUUAUUAGGUAAAAAUGGAGAACCUUAAUCAAAUGUUUAAGCUUAGAUUUAAUUUGAACAUUCAGAUAUUGAAGAUCAGUUAUAAGAAAAGCUUAUUACAAAUCAAUAAGGGUAAAUAAAAUUAGGGUUUUUGAAAAAUAUAAAAAAAAUAUCCUCUUCUAUUAUCUCAACAAACUUACAGAUUGAAAAAAAAGAAUGGGAAAUAUCCAAUCCUUAUACACUUUAUUUAGAAAACUAAUUUGAGACAUUUGUUGUUGGAUAAAAAUUAACUCUUAGAUAUCCUUCUGAAUCAACAGAAUAAGAUAUUCUAUUUUAUAAAACAAAAAAUAUGAAAUCAGUGUUUUUACCAGUUAAAAAUCUUAUUAAUAAAAUAGUUAAGGAUACAAAUUCAAUAACUUUAUAAUUUGAGAAGAAAGGAUUGUAUAUACUUGAAUUCUUGAAAGAAAAAGUAAUUUAUCAAUUUAAUGUUCUUGGAGAAAAUGUGAAAUAAUAAGAUAAUCUAAUAUAUACAUAAACAAAAAGAAUCACCUAAAACUUAAAUGAUAAAACUUUUUCUUUAGAAAAUACAAAAAUAAGUGAAAAAGAUUAAAACUUUCUCAUUGAAGGAGAUUAUAUAUCUUCAAAUUAAGUAAAAUUAAUUGCUUUGGCAACAACUUUCUUUCCAAAAGAAUUAUCAAUCAUAAAUAAAUAAAUGGGAUCAAUAUUUUAUUCAAAUAAUUUUGAUAACCAUCUUAGAAUAGAAUUGAGAGAUAAUAUUUAUUUAUCUAAUUUAAAAUAAUCAGAGGAAAUAAGGUAUAUUAUUGAAAGAAAAAACUAAACAAAAUAUGUAGGAAAUACUUUAGAAAAACCUUAAAUAUUAUUAAAUAGACUUAUCGCUGAUAAGACUGUAACUUAAGAAGAAUAAAUAUUAAAAUAAGAUCAUAAUUUAACAGGAAAUGAACGAAAAAGAUGCGCUUCUCCUAGAUUACAAAGAAAAGUAUUACAAUAAUUUGAUGGAAAUUAAUUAUGUGAUAGUUUUACUGAGUUCUUAGCCUUUCCUGGAAAAAUAAUUAGCUAAAUUAAUAUUGACAAGAAUCAUUUUUCUUUUGAAGUUUCUCGAUAAUAUUCAACUGUCCUUUUAUUUGCUUAUAUAAGUGAAGCAUAUUUAUCUAGAGUAUUGCCACUAUAAAAUAGUGUAAUAUAAACGAAAAAUCUUUGUCAUUAGUCAUCUUUGUCAAAAGAUAAAUUUUAUUCAACAUUUCGUAAUACCAAGCAAAUAAAGCCUAAUAUUCCACAUUAAAUUCAGGACAUAACUUCAACAGAAAUUUUUGUUUUAGAUAACUUAAAUGUAUUAUUUAAAAUUCAAAAGGAGUUAAUGAAAAUCAGUCAUCAAAAAUUAAUUUCAGAUGAUGAAAAAUUAAUAAAUUAACUUUUGAAAUGGAAUUAAGAGCCUCUUCAAUCCCAACAUAAAUUUUAUAAUUAACAUUAAUGCGAUGAACUCAAUCUAUUUUUGUAUUUCAAAGAUUAAGCAUAUUUUUAAACAUAUAUUUUAAAAUACAUAUCAAACAAAAUAGAAAAGUCUUUUAUUGAUUAUUUUUUGUUAAAUGAUUAGUAAACACUCACAAAAUAUGAAUAAGUUACAUAGUUUAAAUAGUUAAAUGCAUUAGAGUAGGCACUCUUGAUUAUUUAUUAUUAAGAAAUUAUAGAUAAAAAGGAUGAAGCAUAAGCUAUGGCUUAGUAUAUGAAUUAAUAAAAUAACAACGAAUUUAUUAAACAAGAUGAUGAUAGAUAUAAAACAUUAUUUGAUACAAUUUUAUGUGUAUAGAAGGAAUCCUCUGAUGAAAAAGAAGAAAUUGUAGAAUAAAAACCUUAAGAAUCUUAAUCUAUUUAACCUCCAUAAGAAACAAUGAUUAACAGAAUACCAAUUUCAAAAACUAAGAAAAUUUCUAAAUAAAUGUUUGAUAGUAUAGAUUAUAAAUAACAGGAAGAUGAUUAAUAAAGUAUGGCAUCAAUGACUUUAUCAAUUAAAAGAAAAGCUUCAAUUACAAUGGAUGUAUCAAAAGCAAAACAAUAUUUGGGUUAAUAAGAAGCCCUUAAAUAUGAUAAUAUGAGAGAACAUUUAACUAAGACUUUCAAAAAUGCAGAAACUACCAAUGAAUAUUGUGAGAAACAUUAUCGAUAUGGUGUUAAUUAAAAAGAUUUUUUUAACUUAAUUAAGUUCAAAUAGUUUUAUGUCGAUCUUGUGAAUCAUUCAAUCUAAAAAGGUUUUCUAAAAGAAGAUUUCUGUCCUUCAUCCUUUAUGUUUUGCACCAAUAAUUUUACAGAAAUACUAAGUGUUUUGGCAUUAGUUAGUUUACCUUUUUAAGCACCAUAAUUUAACUAAUCUAAAAUUGGUAAUAAAGGAUUAGAAAUAAAUUAUGAAAGUACUGCACUUAUUUUUACAAGAGAAAUUAAAGAGGCAGAGGUCUAACUUAAUUCUAAAAUUAUUAUAAAUUAAACAUUUUUAGAUAUUUCUGAAGAAAAUCAGAUUGAUUAAGAUGGUAAUGAAUAUGAAUAAGAUUUAAAUGAAUUUUUUAUCAAAAAAGUAUAUUGUUGUAAAAUAGUUGUAACAAAUUGUUCAGCUAUGUCACAAACCUUUUAAUUACUAGUAGAAAUUCCUAAUGGAUCUAUUCCAGUUUAUACAACAUUUUCAACUAAAACUUUCACUUUGACUUUUGCUCCUUAUUAAACAACAAUUUAAAAAUACUAUUUCUAUUUCCCAAAAUCAGGGAAUUUUACAAUUUAUCCAGCUAAUAUAUCAAAACUUGGUAAAGUAAUUUAAAUAGCUAAUGAAAAAACAUUUUUAGUUUAUGAUUAAAAACCAAAAGUGAAUCUAGAAAAUAUAAAUGAAGUAUUAUCAACAGAUAAUAAUUAAGAUAUUUUCAAUUAUAUAGAGAAUAAGAAUAUUUUUAACUUAAAAUCAUUUAAUCCUAAAUUAUUAUACCAUAAAUUUAAUGAUAAAGUAUUCUAUGAUCAAGUGAUGUAAAUAUACAGAAAAAGGAAAUUUUAUGAUUUUCAUAGUUUUGCUUUUUCUUUACUACAUAAUAAUGUUGCAUGUUUAUAAGAGUUAUUCAUGACAGAAUAAGCUUAAAAUGCAUUAAAAAGUAAUUUUAAAUAUUUUAAAUGUUCUUUGUUUGAAAUUAAUUCAAUCAGAAUCUUAGAGUAUUAUCCCCUUAUAAUAAAAAGAGUUCAUAAUUUAAAAUAAGGAGAGAAUAAUAUUUUAAAUGUAUAAUUUAGAAAAUAAUAUACUAAUUAUUUAAUUUAUUUAUUAGAAAAACCUGAAUUCUCAACUGUUGAUAAAUUAGUCCUCAUUUAUUAUUUAUUAUUAUAAGAGAGAGUGAAUGAGGCUGUUUAGAUUUUUUCUUAAAUUACUGAAAAAGAAUAGAAAGAAUAAUAAUUAUAAUUUGAUUAUUUAUCAGCAUAUUUAGAUAUUUAUACCGGAUAUCCUAACUUUUAAAGGGCUAGGGAAAUAUGUCAAAGAUAUUUGAGUUAUCCUGUAAUACAUUGGAGAAAUAUGUUUUAUGAAAUAAUAAAUUUAUUUAUAGAGUAUGAUGGUGAAGAAGAUAAUCAAUUUUCUAAAUUAGAUUUAGCUUAAUAAAAUAAACAGAAUGAUUUAAUUAAAAAAGAAGAAACCUUAGCUUGUAUUAUAGAAGGCGAUUAAAUUAGUAUUACAUACUCAAAUUUGUAAGAAGUGAAAAUAGAAUACUAUAAAUUGGAUAUUGAAGUUUUGUUUUCAAAUAAUCCAUUUAUGAAGAAUAUUAUACAAGAUUUUUCAAUAGUACUUCCAAAUGUAUGUGUAACACAUAAACUUGAAGGAUAAGAAAUUCAAAAGAAGUAUUAGAUUAUAUUUAUUAAUUUAGUAUUUAUUAAUAAAAAAUAAAAAUACCUAAUGAAAUAUCAAAAGAGAAUUUGUUUGUGACAAUAAAAGGUUUAAAGAAAUCAGUAACUUGUAAGUAUUAACCAACAUCUUUAUUUGUCUAAACAAUGGAGGACUCUGGUUAGAUUAGAGUAUUUAAUUAAUAAGGUUAAUACUUAUCUAAAGUUUAUGUAAAAGUGUAUUCAAAAAAUAAAAGUGAAAAAGAAACAUUUCAUAAAGAUGGAUAUACAGAUUUAAGAGGAAGAUUUGAUUAUGCUUCUCUUAGCUCAUCAACCCUAAAUGAUAUCACUAACUUUUCUAUUUUGGUUUAUCAUGAAGAAUUAGGUAAUUAAUAUUUAUAUAUCAUUUUAGGAUCUAUUAUUUAAUAAGUUUAACCUCCUCCAACAUUACCAUAAUAUGAAAAAGAAAUUUAAUUGAUUGGAAAUAAAUGGAGACAAUAAGAAAAUUAAGAAAUGUAAUAAUAACAAUAAAUUUACAAUUCAAAGCUUUCAAAUAUAUGUAAAGGCAGGAAUGGAAAGUAAAUAUAAGCAGAUUGAGUAGAUUUGAG
Paramecium sonneborni is the source of this 6895-nucleotide messenger RNA. NCBI's taxonomy places the organism in Eukaryota, Ciliophora, Oligohymenophorea, Peniculida, Parameciidae. The record is from the annotation of a GenBank genome assembly.